This is a messenger RNA of Mus caroli (Ryukyu mouse), 3281 nucleotides long. RefSeq names its product coagulation factor II thrombin receptor (gene F2r). Gene Ontology annotation, cellular component: plasma membrane. Gene Ontology annotation, biological process: positive regulation of Rho protein signal transduction; positive regulation of blood coagulation; phospholipase C-activating G protein-coupled receptor signaling pathway. NCBI's taxonomy places the organism in Eukaryota, Metazoa, Chordata, Mammalia, Rodentia, Muridae. The record is from RefSeq and is a predicted model, not a curated record. Gene Ontology annotation, molecular function: thrombin-activated receptor activity.
UACUCACCCAGGGGCCGCGCAGUCGCCUCCAGUCACCCGCAGGCUCCGACCGAGCUGCUCGGAAGAAAGUAGGCGACGGCGGGCGCCGGGCCGCGCGGGCAGCCUUGGGACAAUGGGGCCCCGGCGCUUGCUGCUCGUCGCCCUCGGCCUCAGCCUGUGCGGUCCCUUGCUGUCUUCCCGCGUCCCUAUGAGCCAGCCAGAAUCAGAGAGGACAGAUGUUACGGUGAACCCCCGCUCAUUCUUUCUCAGGAAUCCCAGUGAAAAUACAUUUGAACUGGUCCCCCUGGGGGAUGAGGAGGAGGAGAAAAAUGAAAGCGUACUGCUGGAGGGUAGGGCAGUCUACUUAAAUAUAAGCCACCCUCCUCUCACGCCGCCGCCGCCUCCCUUCAUCUCGGAGGACGCCUCGGGAUAUCUGACCAGCCCCUGGCUGACGCUCUUCAUGCCCUCCGUGUACACGAUUGUGUUCAUUGUCAGCCUUCCUCUGAACGUCCUGGCCAUCGCAGUGUUCGUCUUGAGGAUGAAGGUCAAGAAGCCGGCCGUGGUGUACAUGCUGCACCUGGCCAUGGCCGACGUGCUCUUCGUGUCGGUUCUCCCCUUCAAGAUCAGCUACUACUUCUCCGGCACAGAUUGGCAGUUCGGGUCUGGAAUGUGCCGCUUCGCCACCGCAGCGUUUUACGGUAACAUGUACGCCUCCAUCAUGCUCAUGACGGUCAUAAGCAUUGACCGGUUCCUGGCGGUGGUGUAUCCGAUCCAGUCCCUAUCCUGGCGCACUCUGGGCCGAGCCAACUUCACUUGCGUGGUCAUUUGGGUGAUGGCCAUCAUGGGGGUGGUGCCCCUUCUUCUCAAGGAGCAGACCACCCGAGUUCCGGGACUCAACAUCACCACCUGCCAUGACGUCCUCAGUGAGAACCUGAUGCAGGGCUUUUACUCAUACUAUUUCUCAGCCUUCUCCGCCAUCUUCUUUCUUGUGCCGUUGAUCGUUUCCACGGUCUGCUACACGUCCAUCAUCCGGUGCCUUAGCUCCUCCGCGGUUGCCAACCGGAGCAAGAAGUCGCGGGCUUUGUUCCUGUCUGCCGCGGUGUUCUGCAUCUUCAUCGUCUGCUUUGGGCCCACCAACGUCCUCCUGAUUGUGCACUACCUAUUCCUCUCCGACAGUCCUGGCACAGAGGCAGCCUACUUUGCUUACCUCCUCUGCGUCUGUGUGAGCAGCGUGAGCUGCUGCAUCGAUCCGUUGAUUUACUACUACGCCUCCUCCGAGUGCCAGAGGCACCUCUACAGCAUCUUGUGCUGCAAAGAAAGCUCGGAUCCCAACAGUUGCAACAGCACCGGCCAGCUGAUGCCGAGUAAAAUGGACACCUGCUCUAGUCACCUGAAUAACAGCAUAUACAAAAAGCUAUUAGCUUAGGGAAAGGGUUGCUGGAAGAUUCCAUGAGAAAAGGUUGGAAAGCGAACAGCCGGGAAUCCCAUUAGUCCCAGCAAAGAACUGUAUUUACUUCGAAACCUAAAAAAACAACCAAUAUCUGAUAUGCACGAAUACUUCUGCUAUCAAGAGUAUAGAUUGGAUAAUUACCAGCAAGGUGACAGGAACAGAAAUAAAGGUAUCCAGUGUUGCUAGUGCUAUGAUAGUAACUGGAUGUCAUGUCACUUCUUAUAUAGCUAGGUGACUUUAAUAUAUAGAUGGUAUGUACACACUCAUUUGUCAUGCAGGAGGGAAUCUGUGCUUUGACACAUUUUUGUUUAUUCCCUGGCCAUUACUAUGGAAAUAAUCAGAUUCUCUGACUUAAUAAACAAAGUCUGAGUUGGUGGGUGUUAGCACUGGGCAGCUGGAGACCCUAAUGAUAGGGGAGGAGUCCGUAGUUUAGACUUAACACAGCUUUUGCCUAUAUUUUUUUUUCAAAUUAUUUGAUAAUAAUGGUUAGUGAUGGAAGGAUGAGACAGUAUUGUGUGUAGGGGAAGCUCUAAUACUUUUCAUCUUGAACAUACCGUAGUUUUAAGAAUUAUCAAAGCUGUUGGAAAGCCCGUUUUGAUAUGGGUAGCAUUUUUUUUUUAACUUGCAAUUUACUUACUGAAUACAUGGACCAAGACUGAGCAUAAGACUCACCAGGACUGUAAUAACCCUUACAAAGCAGCCAAGCCUAGACACAGCCAUCUGCGUGGAGGCCUCUGAGCAUCAGGUACAUCACACCCCUCCGGCUCUGCCCCCCAGAGAGCAGAGAUGGAUGGGGAACACCAGGCCCACCCCAUCCUGCUAGGAUUCUCAUUAGCUGUGAACUGACUGUGUCUUUUAGAAAUUGGCAAGGUAAGGUAUGCCAUCUUGGGAGGCAGUAACUAUGAAAGACUCCUGUACAUCUGACGAGAAGAGAAAGGUGUGUUUACAUCCAGUAGCUGUCCUGCAAGGCUGGCCCUUGCACAGACAGACACACCCACAUGCCCUGGUCACACUGUUGGAUAGUGGGCCAUAGACUGACUAUAGGAGAAUAACUGAGUCCUGUCCUUACUCAGGCAACGCAGAGAGCUGGCAUGUGGUCAGCUAUGAUGCACAUAGAACUUAUCUUCAGCUGGAUGUAACCAAGUGUAUUUCACAUAAGCAAGGCCUAUCAGCUAAACUGCUUUGCAUAUCUGAGUUUCUGCUUCCAGUAGCUAUAGAUUAGGAUAAAAACACAGUAUAAGAUGUAUAUUUUUAAUACAUAUGCCCUUCAGUCUACAAAAUUACACACUAUUUAUUUACAAAUGUUUUUUUCAAAAAUUACUCAAAUCAGCCAGGCAUUAUGGUAUACACCUUUAAUCCCAUUUUAAGAAAUAUAUAGGUCAGUUUGGUUAAAAAUAAUAGUAAUGAAAGGAAAUUUCAUUGACUGAAAUUGAUUGAAAUUUAUUCUGUAUUUUUCUUGAGUUAUUGAAAUUAUUUGUAAAGCAUUUUUAAUGCCACAGUGACUAACAAGCAUAUAAAAUCUUCAUGCCUUUGACAAAAUAAUUUGAAAAUUAAUUUAAAACAUAUCCUUUUUCUGAUUAAAAAAUAUGUUGGCAUUUUAAGCAAAUAAGAGUAGAAAGGUUGUUUAUUUAAGAGAACAAAGUAUUUCCAAAUACUGUAGAAUAGCUUCCAUGAAAGUCCUAUGGUUGUAUGGCUAACUUGGUUCCUGUGUUGACUGAUCUCAAUCACUGACUCCCUGCCCCGUGUUCUGUCUGUGACUUAAUGUAACUGUUAUCACUGCACUUGUGAACUUUUGCAUCAUUGUUUUGUGUUCACCCUCUUUUUUUAAAAAAAAUAUAUUAAUAAACUAAAA